CUUCACUGGGCGAGUCAUUUUCGUUUUCCAUCUAAUUCUGCAGCAAUGGCGGUUGCCUUGAAGCCAUUGUUGCCCAUCAUCAUACUCUCCUCUCUGCUCCUCUACGAAGAGUGGGUCUCAACUCCCUCAUGCAAACCCGAACCACCCGGACCCGAACCCGACCCGGCCCACCACCCGGACGACCUCAAGGUCAUGAUGGUCGCCAACCUCCUCCUCCUCGGCUCCGAAUCCGGCUACUUCGACCUCCUCUUCCGCGACUACUACACCUCCAAAUUCUUCACGAAAUCGUUCCGGACUCUACGGCCCGAUAUGCUCCUCGUCCUCGGCGACAUCUCGGCGCGUGGCCACCACUUGCGGAGGAGCGAGUAUGUCUCGGUGAUCCGUCAGUUUCACCGGGUCCUGGGCCCGUUUCUGGACCUCCCGCUCCACGUGGUUCUCGGCGACCGGGACGUCGGAGUCUGCGACGGGCUGAGUGAGGACUCGGUGGGCUGGAUCGCGAGGAGGUUGCCGGGCCUGGACCCGGCCGGGUGCGGAGCCUUUGAGAUCGGGAACGUCAGCUUCGUGUCGCUAAACGCCGUCGCUUUGCUGUGCGGGAAUAGUGAGGUGAGGUUCAGCGUGGAGAAGGCGGUGGAGAGAGAGAGCGUGGAUUUUCGAGUCGAAAAUGAGGGGGGAAGUGGAGAUAGAGAGAGGAAGGAGAGGGUUUAUGAGUUUGGGUGGAGAGAGAAUGCAAUGUCCUCCGGGUCUGGACCUGUGGUUUUGCUUCACUUUCCGUUGAGCCGAAAUGUGAGUACUACUGAUUUCGAUGGGAGUCCUAAUGUUUUCGACGGCAGGGAGGAUGUUGGUAGAGGGCCGUACGAUUUGUUACAGAAGCUACCGCCAAAUGCUACUGAAUAUAUAUUUCAAGCUCUCAAGCCAAGGAUUGUUUUCAGUGCCCACACUCAGGAAUUCUAUGAUCAUUUCCAUCCAGAUGGAACCCGUGAGGUUACUGUUCCGGCCAUGACAUGGAAUGCGAGGGAUGAUCCUGGAUUUGUUAUUGCCACUUUCCGAAGGAAUGAAGGAGCAGUAAGCAUCAGCCAUUGCUCUCUUGCUAGGGAAUCUCACAUACUUGUAGCCUAUGCAUCUCUUCUGAUUCUUUCGGUAUCAAUGCUGGCUUUCUCAAGCACACCUAGUUUAAGAUCUUUCAAGACAAUGAUAACCUGAUAUGUGUGUUACGAUUGUGUUGUGCAUUACUGUCCGUAAAAUUUUGUAUAUACAUUACUAUAGUAUUUGGGUGAGCAAAAA
Molecule: messenger RNA, 1281 nt
Organism: Rosa rugosa (rugosa rose)
Lineage: Eukaryota; Viridiplantae; Streptophyta; Magnoliopsida; Rosales; Rosaceae
Exons: 4
Coding region: 46-1200 (384 amino acids)
Biological process (GO): GPI anchor biosynthetic process
Source: RefSeq, a predicted model, not a curated record